AUGGGGGACGGAAAUCCGGCCUCAUCUGAUGUUGCGCCGCCGAUGAAACCCACUGCUACUACGGAAUCGCCGCCACUGAUGCUCACCACCACUGAAGUUGAUUCGCCUCGGAUUGUUGAAGAUGAUCUGCCAGAAAAAGAUCGCCACUCUGUUGCUAACGAUCAAGGAGCUGCGCUGACUGAUCUACGCAUCAUCGGUGAUGACGCUGUUUCUCCAGUGGCAGCCGCGGAGAAUCAUCAUCUCAUCCCCAUCCAAUUACUGACAAACGCUGCUUCUCCGUUGAAAUCUUCAUCAACGGCUGCAGCGUCACGGUCAAAACCAAACCCAAGGGAGUCGCCGAACCAGAGACUUCAAUGGAAGCCGCUGAUCAUCAUUUCGUCACCGUCCAAUUGCCGUCAAACGUUGCUACUCCGUCAGACACGGUGA
Messenger RNA from Oldenlandia corymbosa var. corymbosa, 426 nucleotides. Lineage: Eukaryota; Viridiplantae; Streptophyta; Magnoliopsida; Gentianales; Rubiaceae. The record is from the annotation of a GenBank genome assembly.